Messenger RNA from Penicillium angulare, 1791 nucleotides. RefSeq names its product putative amino acid transporter. Gene Ontology annotation, cellular component: vacuolar membrane. The record is from RefSeq and is a predicted model, not a curated record. NCBI's taxonomy places the organism in Eukaryota, Fungi, Ascomycota, Eurotiomycetes, Eurotiales, Aspergillaceae. Gene Ontology annotation, biological process: amino acid transmembrane transport. The coding region runs from base 1 to 1791 and encodes 596 amino acids. The transcript is spliced from 2 exons. Gene Ontology annotation, molecular function: amino acid transmembrane transporter activity.
AUGUCUCAACUUGCGAAUUUAGCUCUGGAGGGUGAUCCUCGUCUUCACGAGAAGGAGCGUCAAGCUAUUGAAAAUUUGUCUGUGGAAAGUCCUGGUGGUCACGUUCGUCCACAGCAUCGCAAGUUGCAUGAUACUACUGUCACCUUCGAGGAGUAUCAUCAUUAUGCGAAACUUACGCGUGCCGAGGAAGAUCAGCUCUUAACACCGGAGACGGGCAUUCUCUCCAUAAUCUUCCCGUCGAAGAGUGAUGGGGGCGUUCAAAAAGUUACGGAUAAUGUUACUAAAGAUGCUACCGCCUUGAAUACUAGCGACCCAGCAACUCGCAGGACUAUAACUGACGAAGAAUGGAUUAAUGCAUCUCGGGCGCUUCGAACUGCCACCCGUGGCGCAAUUUUCUACCUGAUCACAACCGAUAUUCUGGGUCCAUUUGGCCUGCCAUACGCGUUCGCGACAAUGGGCUGGGGCCCCGGUGUCGCUCUUUAUACUGUAUUUGCUGGCCUUGCUGCGUACUCCGGAUAUCUUCUUUGGGACACUUUCCUCGGCCUGGACUCAUACCAAUUCCCCCUACGAAGCUUCGGUGAUAUGGGCUUCCGACUCUACGGCCCUUACAUGCGACACCUGUUCAACUUCCUCCAAAGUGUUCAGCUUCUACUGAACGUCGGUCUGAUUGUUAUUUCGAACGGAGAGGCUUUGUCUCAAGCAGCCAAGUUCAAACUUUGCUAUAUCAUCUGCUGUUUAAUCUGGGCCCUUGUUGGCUUCAUCCUCGGCCAGAUUCGUACUCUGCAGAAGUUUGGAUGGUUUGCCAAUGCUGCCGUAUGGUUGAACCUGCUAUGUAUCUUUGUUACGAUGGGUGGUGCUGCUCACUCGCCUCCAAACACCAAGGCCUAUACCCAAACCGCUGGGUACACUAUUGGCGACGGCUCCUCAGUCAAGCCAGUCAAUGGUGUUUUCCCUCCAGUCAUGACGACCGGUGGUCUGCCUGAUCCCGCUGACUUCAGUGCCUCUGUCAGUGGUGCUAUGCAAGCUGUUUUCGCCUACGGUGGUGCGAUGGUUUUUCCCGAGUUCAUGGCUGAAAUGAAGCGCCCCAAGGACUUCCUGUCUGGAAUGUGGGCCGCACAAACAUUCAUCUACUUCUGCUACAUGCUCUACGGACUUUUCAUGUACGGUUACCAGGGCCAGUACUCCAUCAACCCUACCUACCUUGGUAUCAGCAAAUACAGUAUCCAGACUGCUGGAAAUGUGUUCGCCAUGUUGUCCGGUGUCAUCGCUGCCGGUCUAUACGGUAACAUCGGUGUCAAGGUUGUCUACAACAAUAUCUUUGUCGAAUUCUUCCGCUGCCCUCCACUUACCACCAAAGCUGGAAAGUUCAUGUGGGUCGGCUUAAUUCCAGUUUACUGGGCUAUUGCCUUUGUUCUGGCCGCUGGUAUUCCUAGCUUCUCCGGUCUGACCUCUGUCGUCGCCGCCUUCUGUAUUCUUCAGUUUACUUACACCUUCCCUCCGAUGCUGGCAACUCUCUUUUGGAUGCACAAGUAUGCCUUGGCUGAUGGUGAGGGCUUCGAUCCCGCCACUGGUGCGACUGUGCGUCAUGAUCAAGGUAUUAAGCGAUUGGCCCGUGGAUUCCGAAACAUGGGCACAAAGCGUAUCAUUUUCGGUUCUUUCAACUUCCUUUACUUUUUAGGUGCAUUGGCUCUUGCUGGUCUUGGUGCUUACUCUGCCAUUACCGGCUUGAUGAGUGCGUAUAGCGAGAGUGUGACUACUUCAUUCACUUGUACUAGUCCCUUGGAUAGUUAA